AUCAAUGUAAUUGCUUCCUGUGGCACCGUAGAGAGAGUCAUGACGGCAAGAGGGACUGCUAGCCGCUUCCUGCAGAGUGUCCUGCAGAAUGGAGUGGGCAGGUAUAUCUGCCAGCUGAAGAGAGUCACUCUGGUCUUCAGUAAAGAUGCCCCGAGCAGCAGAGGGGUCAGAGAGUUUGUUGAAGAAGGUGUGGUGGAUUUUGCAAAGAAGAAUCCUGGUGUGGUGGUUUAUGUCACCGUGAAACGGUGUAACGUUCCAAAGCUGGUUGGGGAAUAUCUGAACGGAGCCGUGAGGGAAGAGGCCCUGAACAGGAAGACGGCUGAGGAAGUCGGCCAACUCCUUCAGAAAAUGCACAGCCAGUCGGGUCUGGACAUCAUUCGUAUUCGCAAGCCAUACCACACAGACAACCCAAGUAUCCAGAGCCAGUGGACCCCGUUCACCAACAAACCCAGUGCCCUGAAUGUGCAAAACCUCGAAAAGGUUAAAGGGAGGCCACAGGGCAAACUCUGAAGGAAAGUAAAGGCCUUAAACCAGACCGAGGUGAAUGGACUGAGCAAAAUAAACUGAUUGUUCUUAUUUAAAUAAAAGCGAAAUCCCCAGCGCAUGGAGCGCUCAAGAAAUGAUUUGCAAACAGCUUCUAAUAACUUGAGGCAGGAGGAGUGUUUGUGCCUUGAGCUGUGGGCAUGGAAAUCAGAUACGAUCUAAAUUAAAGCAAAGAGCUGCAGAUUCUGGAAAUCCGAAACUAAAGCAGAAAGUUGCUGGAGAAACUCAGCAGGUCUGGCAGCUUCUGUGGAGAGAGAGAAAUAGUUAAUGUUUUUGAGUCCAGUGACCCUUUUUUUAGAGAGCUUUCUUAAAAAAAAGGCUCACAAGGUGUGAAGCACUAACUCUGCUUUCUCUCCACAGCUGCUACAAAAUAAAUUAAUUUUCUCUGAGCCUUGCGGUCACCUAGAACUGACUGUAUCUAUCUGCCAGCUGCACAGAGGCAGGGAGAGCUAGGGUCAGAAUCCAUGUGGCUGAACUAGAAACAGGUCAGGCAAUGGCCACGUUGUCCUAGCCACUACUCAGCUUGUUCCGUGCUGCAGGGUAUGACUGGUUCUGUGAUGCUGCACGCAGUCGAAUAGCUCUCCAUGUGAUUAGGGCUCACGUUGUCAGAAGCGGCUAUUUGGCUGAGAUAUCCAAUAUCACGGUGGAUACAAUUGGGAACGGCCAUUCUCUGCAACCUAAAGGAGGCAGUGGGUGCAGCGGUAAUAUCGCUGGGCCAGGCGAAUGUACCUGGGGACGUGGGUUCGAACCCGAUCACGGCAUGUGAAAUUUAAAUUCAAUAAAAAUGUGGAACGCA
This is a messenger RNA of Rhincodon typus (whale shark), 1339 nucleotides long. It is a transcript of the gene mrpl43, whose product is annotated as mitochondrial ribosomal protein L43. The record is from RefSeq and is a predicted model, not a curated record. Gene Ontology annotation, biological process: mitochondrial translation. NCBI's taxonomy places the organism in Eukaryota, Metazoa, Chordata, Chondrichthyes, Orectolobiformes, Rhincodontidae. The transcript has 3 exons. Bases 40 to 510 code for a protein of 156 amino acids. Gene Ontology annotation, molecular function: structural constituent of ribosome. Gene Ontology annotation, cellular component: mitochondrial large ribosomal subunit.